Drosophila sechellia is the source of this 6957-nucleotide messenger RNA. RefSeq names its product Protein tyrosine phosphatase 10D (gene Ptp10D). The record is from RefSeq and is a predicted model, not a curated record. Gene Ontology annotation, biological process: protein dephosphorylation. Lineage: Eukaryota; Metazoa; Arthropoda; Insecta; Diptera; Drosophilidae. Gene Ontology annotation, molecular function: protein tyrosine phosphatase activity; protein binding. The transcript has 11 exons. Bases 328 to 5004 code for a protein of 1558 amino acids.
AUAUGUUAUAAUCAAUUCAAAUUAAACCAACAAAUUGCAAGCAAUUGGAUUCAGGAUAAAAAUAUACAAAAUUUCACCAAACUGACGGGAAAACUGUGAAAACAAUGCAUUUAAUCAAAGUAAAGACUAAACUCGCGCUGAAAAUGCCCGAAUUCGAAAGAAACUAGCGAAAAGCGCAAUUCAAAAAUCGCACAAUAAAUUGCAACAUCCACAGCAACAACAACCAUAGGAACAAAAAAAAAAUAAAAUAAGACAAGAAGCAGGCAACAAAAGAGAGCCAGGAGGAGAGGAAAACAACAACGAAAACAGCAAAACGACGGCCCCAAAAUGUUGUACCAGCUAAGUAAAGCCACUACUAGAAUCCGGCUCAAAAGGCAAAAAGCCGUUCCACAACAUCGCUGGCUCUGGAGUUUAGCAUUUCUGGCAGCAUUUACACUAAAGGACGUUCGAUGUGCAGAUCUAGCCAUAAGUAUACCCAAUAAUCCCGGCAUGGACGAUGGGGCCUCCUAUCGACUGGACUACAGUCCGCCCUUCGGCUAUCCGGAGCCCAACACGACGAUUGCCUCGCGGGAGAUCGGCGAUGAGAUUCAGUUCUCACGCGCCCUACCGGGCACCAAAUACAACUUUUGGCUGUACUACACGAAUUUCACGCACCACGAUUGGCUCACCUGGACGGUGACGAUAACAACAGCUCCCGAUCCGCCAUCGAAUCUGUCCGUUCAGGUGAGGAGCGGCAAGAAUGCCAUCAUCCUGUGGUCUCCGCCCACCCAGGGCAGCUAUACGGCCUUCAAGAUCAAGGUGCUCGGACUGUCGGAGGCGUCGAGCAGCUACAACCGCACCUUCCAGGUGAACGACAACACAUUCCAGCACAGCGUCAAGGAGCUGACACCGGGAGCCACCUACCAGGUGCAGGCCUAUACCAUCUACGAUGGCAAGGAGUCGGUGGCCUACACCAGUCGCAACUUCACCACAAAGCCCAACACUCCGGGGAAAUUCAUCGUCUGGUUCCGUAAUGAGACGACACUGCUGGUCCUGUGGCAGCCGCCGUAUCCGGCGGGCAUCUACACGCACUACAAGGUAUCCAUCGAGCCGCCGGAUGCCAACGAUAGUGUGCUCUAUGUGGAGAAGGAGGGCGAACCGCCCGGACCGGCGCAGGCUGCCUUCAAGGGUCUGGUGCCCGGUAGGGCGUACAACAUAUCCGUGCAGACGAUGUCCGAGGAUGAGAUCUCAUUGCCGACGACGGCGCAAUAUCGAACGGUGCCGUUGCGUCCGCUGAACGUGACCUUUGACCGCGACUUCAUUACCUCCAAUUCGUUCCGGGUGCUGUGGGAGGCGCCCAAGGGCAUCUCCGAAUUUGACAAAUACCAGGUUUCGGUGGCCACAACACGACGCCAAUCCACGGUGCCGCGCAGCAACGAACCGGUGGCAUUCUUCGAUUUUCGCGACAUCGCCGAACCGGGCAAGACGUUCAAUGUGAUCGUGAAGACCGUAUCCGGCAAGGUCACCUCGUGGCCAGCCACCGGGGAUGUGACACUGCGACCACUGCCCGUACGCAAUUUGCGGAGCAUCAACGAUGACAAGACGAAUACCAUGAUCAUUACAUGGGAGGCGGAUCCGGCCAGCACGCAGGAUGAGUACCGCAUUGUAUACCACGAACUGGAGACAUUUAAUGGUGACACCAGUACCCUGACCACGGAUCGGACUCGAUUCACCCUGGAGAGCCUGCUACCCGGCCGCAACUACUCAUUGUCCGUCCAGGCGGUAUCCAAGAAGAUGGAAUCGAAUGAGACUAGCAUCUUUGUGGUCACCCGACCCUCGUCGCCCAUCAUCGAGGACUUGAAGAGCAUCCGGAUGGGUCUGAACAUCAGUUGGAAGAGCGAUGUCAACUCCAAGCAGGAGCAGUACGAGGUGCUGUACUCCCGCAACGGAACCAGCGACUUGCGCACCCAAAAGACCAAGGAGUCGCGCCUGGUGAUUAAGAAUCUGCAGCCGGGUGCUGGCUAUGAACUCAAGGUGUUUGCAGUCAGUCACGAUCUGCGAAGCGAACCACAUGCCUAUUUCCAAGCAGUUUAUCCGAAUCCACCACGUAACAUGACCAUCGAGACGGUGAGGAGCAACUCGGUGCUGGUCCACUGGUCACCGCCGGAAAGCGGUGAAUUUACCGAGUACUCGAUACGCUAUCGCACGGACAGCGAACAGCAGUGGGUGCGCCUGCCCAGCGUUCGGUCCACGGAGGCGGAUAUCACCGACAUGACCAAGGGCGAAAAGUACACCAUUCAGGUGAACACGGUCAGCUUUGGCGUGGAGAGUCCAGUGCCGCAGGAGGUGAACACCACAGUGCCGCCGAAUCCGGUGUCCAAUAUCAUUCAAUUGGUGGACUCACGGAACAUCACUUUGGAGUGGCCCAAGCCAGAGGGUCGCGUGGAAUCGUACAUUCUUAAGUGGUGGCCCAGCGAUAAUCCCGGUCGUGUCCAGACCAAGAACGUCUCCGAGAACAAGUCGGCCGACGAUUUGUCGACAGUGCGUGUCCUCAUCGGCGAACUGAUGCCCGGCGUGCAGUACAAGUUUGACAUCCAGACGACGUCGUAUGGAAUCUUGUCGGGCAUCACCAGCCUGUAUCCGCGCACUAUGCCGCUCAUCCAGUCGGACGUGGUGGUGGCCAAUGGCGAGAAGGAGGACGAGCGGGACACCAUCACUCUGAGCUACACACCCACGCCGCAGUCGUCGUCCAAGUUCGAUAUCUAUCGGUUCUCCCUCGGCGAUGCCGAGAUCCGGGACAAAGAGAAGCUGGCCAACGAUACGGAUCGCAAGGUGACGUUUACGGGUCUGUUGCCUGGUCGACUGUACAACAUCACAGUUUGGACUGUGAGCGGUGGUGUGGCCAGUUUGCCUAUACAACGACAGGAUCGCCUCUAUCCGGAACCCAUCACUCAGCUGCAUGCCACAAACAUCACGGAUACAGAGAUCUCACUGCGCUGGGAUUUGCCCAAGGGCGAGUACAAUGACUUCGAUAUUGCCUACCUCACGGCGGACAAUCUGUUGGCCCAGAAUAUGACCACCAAGAAUGAGAUCACCAUCAGUGACCUGCGACCCCACAGGAACUACACAUUCACCGUGGUGGUUCGUUCCGGCACUGAAUCGUCGGUGCUGAGGAGCAGUUCACCAUUAUCCGCUAGCUUUACGACCAAUGAAGCGGUGCCAGGUCGAGUUGAACGCUUCCAUCCCACGGAUGUCCAGCCCAGCGAGAUCAAUUUCGAGUGGUCGCUGCCAUCCAGUGAGGCAAAUGGCGUCAUCCGCCAGUUCUCGAUAGCCUAUACAAAUAUCAAUAACCUCACGGAUGCGGGCAUGCAGGACUUUGAGUCGGAGGAGGCAUUCGGUGUGAUCAAGAAUCUAAAGCCCGGCGAGACCUAUGUGUUCAAGAUUCAGGCCAAGACUGCCAUCGGUUUCGGUCCGGAGCGGGAGUACCGGCAAACGAUGCCGAUACUAGCGCCACCACGUCCUGCCACCCAAGUGGUGCCCACCGAGGUCUAUCGCAGCUCAUCGACCAUUCAGAUUCGGUUUAGGAAGAACUACUUCUCGGAUCAAAACGGUCAGGUGCGCAUGUACACGAUCAUCGUGGCCGAGGAUGAUGCCAAGAAUGCCUCCGGCCUGGAGAUGCCCAGCUGGCUGGAUGUGCAGUCGUACAGCGUUUGGCUGCCCUAUCAGGCCAUAGAUCCGUACUAUCCAUUCGAGAACCGAUCCGUGGAGGACUUUACCAUCGGCACUGAGAACUGUGACAAUCACAAGAUCGGCUACUGCAACGGACCACUGAAAUCGGGAACCACCUACCGGGUGAAGGUGCGGGCGUUCACCGGAGCGGAUAAGUUCACGGAUACCGCCUACAGUUUUCCCAUUCAGACAGAUCAAGACAACACCUCACUGAUUGUGGCCAUUACGGUGCCGCUAACUAUCAUCUUGGUGCUCCUGGUGACGCUUUUGUUCUACAAACGACGACGCAACAAUUGCCGUAAGACGACCAAGGAUUCGAGGGCCAAUGACAAUAUGUCCCUGCCGGAUAGCGUAAUCGAGCAGAAUCGCCCCAUUCUGAUCAAGAACUUUGCGGAGCACUAUCGCCUGAUGUCCGCCGAUUCGGACUUCCGUUUCAGCGAGGAAUUCGAGGAACUGAAGCACGUGGGCCGAGAUCAGCCGUGCACUUUUGCCGAUCUGCCCUGCAAUCGUCCGAAGAACAGAUUCACCAAUAUACUGCCCUACGAUCACUCACGUUUCAAGCUUCAGCCGGUGGACGAUGAUGAGGGCAGUGAUUACAUCAAUGCCAACUACGUGCCGGGUCACAAUUCACCGCGCGAGUUCAUCGUGACCCAGGGACCAUUGCAUUCGACUCGCGAUGACUUCUGGCGAAUGUGCUGGGAGAGCAACUCGCGGGCCAUAGUCAUGCUGACCAGGUGCUUUGAGAAGGGUCGGGAGAAGUGCGACCAGUAUUGGCCAAAUGAUACGGUGCCCGUCUUCUACGGGGACAUCAAGGUGCAGAUACUCAACGACAGUCACUAUGCCGACUGGGUGAUGACCGAGUUCAUGCUGUGCAGGGGCAGCGAACAGCGCAUCCUGCGGCACUUCCACUUCACCACCUGGCCGGACUUCGGUGUUCCCAAUCCGCCACAGACACUGGUGCGCUUCGUGCGCGCCUUCCGCGAUCGAAUUGGUGCGGAACAGCGACCCAUUGUGGUCCACUGUAGCGCCGGAGUGGGAAGGUCGGGCACCUUCAUCACCCUGGAUCGCAUCCUGCAGCAGAUCAACACGUCUGACUAUGUGGACAUAUUUGGCAUUGUGUAUGCCAUGCGCAAGGAGCGCGUUUGGAUGGUGCAGACGGAGCAGCAGUACAUCUGCAUCCACCAGUGCCUGCUGGCGGUGCUCGAGGGGAAGGAGAACAUCGUGGGUCCCGCUCGCGAGAUGCACGACAACGAGGGCUAUGAAGAUGACGAGGGCAUUGCAGAGUCGGGCAUGUAAAGCCAUUCCAGAACCCAAUACUCCACCCAAUCCAAGCCAGCCAAGCAACGAACCAACCAACUGAACUCAACUCAACCGAAUGGAAACCCAACCCAACCCAACAGAACCCAACCAUCUUGUGGCAACUACAUUAUUAUUUACUUAAGGGACGAAGUGCGGAGAGAGCGCGGAGGAGGAUCAACGCUUGAUAUUAUACUUGGAUAUAUGUGUACUACACUGGAUACUACUGGAUAUAUAUAUAUACUCUACACCGCGAUCUAUCGAAUGGGAAUGCAGCAAUCUCGCCAAACAGAACGAAUACGCAUCAAUUUAUACAUUUUAUAUAUAUAUAUAUAAAUAUAUAUAUCUAAGAUAUCGAGGAAUCGGCGUACAAUGUAACCGCAAUUGCCGCUUUAAACCGACGGCAAUACUAAAUACUGGAAUACUGAUUGUAUUUUUACGCUAGCCACAAUUUGAUAUAAACUAUAUAUCUUCCAAUUUUUUUGUACACCUAAUGUUAGUUGAAAUAUGUGAGCGAGACGAGCAAAUUUUUGUAGCAAACUAAAAGCGCUAAAUGUUUACUUUUUUAUAUUAUUAUAUAUAUAAAUACUUGAUAAACAUAUACCUAAUAUUAGACCUAAACUAAACUAACUAUAAAUGGCACACACUCAUACACUCACACAAAAACACAAUGCAAUAAUUGAGUUACAUAGUUUUAAACAAAUGUUAAAACAUUUUGCUGCAACCGUCGGAGAUGUAGUGUACAAUUUUUAGUUUCUCGUAUUAUUUUUUUUUUAUGUCUGUCUUGUGUUUAAUUUUUUGUAACUUUUUACAAAGCGUAAACUGUGUAUGUAUGUGCUACAAUGAUUUUUGUUUAAUUAUAUAAAGUUUUUAUUUAAAAAAUCGAACACCACCUUGCAUUCUCCUCAUUUGAACUUGGCGCUCACACUUAUUACUUAUAUAGGUCGAAUACAGCGGGCGUUGGAGGUCAAUCCAAUCAGCAGAAAGUAAUGCAAAACACCGAAGUUAAUGUUUAAACAUAAACACACAAAGUGAAAAGAGUCGUGUUUCCAUAUUCACUUGAUUUAAUCGGCAUGCGAUGAAAAGAAGUGUUUGGAUAUUCAGCUUAAGACUCUAGCUUUUAACAAUUCAGCAAGCUUCAAUCGAUAAAAUUGUUGUAUAUAUUAAAUAGUUUAACACUGUGUAAUUUUAUUUAUCCUAGCUCGAUUCUAAGUGCUUGCCCAAAUGAUCAUUUAAAUUUGCUAACCCAAAAGAACUUAUUUAUUGGUUUAUUUAGACAAAAUUGAAAUGAAGUGCAUAUGGAAACGCAACUCACAAACAGACAGCACAAAUAGAACAACAGGAACAAAUGACCAACGCAUUUCGAAAGGCGAUAAUCAUUUACACGAAAAACCAAUAUAAUUAAACAGAAUCCCACGCAAACUGAAGACUAACUAACAACCAAGUUAAGAAGGGCUAGUUUAAUGGAGCGACAACUAAAUGUAACAAUAGCAAUAAAUUUUAAUGAAAAUUGUAGUCCAAAUAAUUUACAAACAUUUGCAUUUGUCCAAACUUAGUUGAAAUGAUUAACCGAACUGUGAAAGAGUGCAAUAGAAAUCGUUUUGCUUCUAGAUUAGUGAAAAAUACAACGAAUCCCCUAAUUUGAAUACAAAGCAAACCCAAAAUCCCCGCCCUCCCGCAAUAACAAUAAAUACACAUAUGCAUAAUUAUGCAAAAGUUAGAGAUGAUGAAACUAGAAAGUCUGUAUAAUGCGUACAUAAUAUACGACUCCAUUAUAUACACACACUCACACAUACUAAGGCCGACGACAUAACAUAUGCAUAUACAAUAUAGACAUAUAUUAAAUAUAUAUCAUUGUAAUAAUUUGUAAUGUUUAUCAGUAGAAUUAUGAUCCGAGGUGGAGCAGACGAGUAAAACGCAUGCAGAGAUCCAUUAAAGUGUACUGUAAAAUGU